AUGGCCGACUCGGAGAGCCAUUAUGCCUUCGACGAUGGCCCCGAUGACGAGCAGUCCAUCAUCUCGACUCGAGGGCUUGAGGCAUUCAGUCGCAAGGUUACCGUCACAGCGAGCCAAUUGAUGGGACCGGCCGCCGAGGCGUCUGGAAUCCAUUAUCGCGCCGCCAUGGCCGAAGUUCACAAGCAGAUGAAGCGCCCCAGCGUGCAGCGCGGCGUCUUCUCCAUGGCUCGUUCGAGCCCUACCGAAAUCGUGCGGUCCAAGCUAUCCACAGCAGAGAUCCAGCACCGCGCCCUCACACACCUCCCCGACGAGCUGCUCUCCAACAUCCCCGAGCACCAAAACGCUUACUCGCUUUUCCAGGGCUUUCAGGCCAGCUUUCCAGAGUUGGCGGAUGAAGGGAAGAAGCACCGUCGGCGCCCAUCGAGGGGCAGGAAACUGCUGGAGGAGGGCGAGAGCACUCCCGCCACGCCGGCAAAGCUGUCCCAGCUGAAGAAAGAGAAGACCACCAUGGUGCAUGAGCUGGAGCUGUUGGGGGUGCGCAAGAGCAUGGUCAGCUGUGAGAUCCGUGAGAUAGACAACAAGAUCGCCAAUCUCUAUGGCAUGCGCAGGAUUGUCUUGGAGAGGCUAGCAGGCUUCGAGCAGGACGAGUCCUCCCUUGAACAUGACGUCAUGGAUCUUGAAACGAAGAUCGACGAAGUCCAAGCCAUUGUCGAUGAGGCCGAAGAGAUUGCCCGGAAUACUGCCACAAAGGACGAGCGAGAUCUCGUGGGCGACGCCGACGAUCAUGACCCCGAAUUCAUGUCAAAAUCUGUCUACGAGAAGCUGCCCGGACCCGAUGGCAAGCCACGCAAAUCGAAAAAGGUCCAUCGCCGGAAAUCCAUGCCGAUUCUUCACGAGCACUUUGCGCCAGGAUCUAGCAUCCGUGAAAUCCGCGCGCAUCGCGAUACGAUUACUGCCAUGGACUUUGACGCCCCCUUUGGAACUCUGGUUACUGCUGCAUUGGAUGAUACUGUUAGAGUCUGGGAUCUGAAUGCCGGACGAUGCAUGGGCUACCUAGAAGGCCACACGGCCUCUGUGCGAGCCCUGCAGGUCGAGGAUAACAUUUUGGCGACUGGCUCCAUGGAUGCGACUAUCAAAUUAUGGGAUCUAAGCAAAACACACUACAACCCUCAGGGCGGUAAGGAAGUCGGCGACGAUGACGAAGAUGCUAUUGCCUUUGAACACCCCGAUGCCCAGCCUAUCGAGCCGCCGGAGGGAAGCAUGGACGACUGCGCUCUCUACACACUAUCAUCGCACGUUGACGAAAUCACCGCCCUCCACUUCAGAGGAGACGUCCUGGUCUCUGGCUCAGCGGACAAGACAAUCCGCCACUGGGACUUGGAAAAGGGCCGCUGCGUGCAGACGCUCGACGUCAUGUGGGCAGCCGCCCAGGCAUCGGCCAUUGCAACCACCAGCGACAGCACCUGGAGGCCAACGGGUCGUGCUCAGGGAACCUCUGCCGAUUUUGUCGGUGCUUUGCAGGUGUUUGAGUCCGCACUGGCUUGCGGUACUGCAGAUGGCAUGGUCCGCUUAUGGGAUCUCCGAAGCGGCCAGGUUCACCGCAGCUUGGUCGGCCACACCGGCGCUGUGACUUGUCUGCAGUUUGACGAUGUGCACUUGGUGACUGGCAGCUUAGACCGCAGUAUCAGAAUAUGGGAUCUCCGAACCGGAUCCAUCUACGACGCUUAUGCCUACGACAACCCUGUCACCAGUAUGAUGUUUGAUGCCCGACGGAUUGUGAGCGCGGCCACCGAAGACGUGGUCAAGGUGUACGAUAAGGUUGAGGGUCGACAAUGGGACUGCGGAGCGGGCGUUGCUGCCUCUGAGGGCGUCAAGGCCGCCUCCAAGAAUGCCGCUAUUGUCGAGCGUGUUCGUGUCAAGGACGGCUACCUGGUAGAGGGUAGACGAAACGGUAUUGUGGGUGUCUGGACUUGUUAG
Messenger RNA from Trichoderma gamsii, 1977 nucleotides. RefSeq lists its product as hypothetical. Lineage: Eukaryota; Fungi; Ascomycota; Sordariomycetes; Hypocreales; Hypocreaceae. The record is from RefSeq and is a predicted model, not a curated record. Gene Ontology annotation, cellular component: transcription repressor complex; nucleus. Bases 1 to 1977 code for a protein of 658 amino acids. Gene Ontology annotation, molecular function: protein binding. Gene Ontology annotation, biological process: negative regulation of transcription by RNA polymerase II. The transcript is spliced from 4 exons.